This is a messenger RNA of Hymenoscyphus albidus, 370 nucleotides long. NCBI's taxonomy places the organism in Eukaryota, Fungi, Ascomycota, Leotiomycetes, Helotiales, Helotiaceae. The record is from the annotation of a GenBank genome assembly.
AUGGGUGCCGGACGGGAUGGUUCAAAUGUUCCCGGAUGGUCCAGUGAGUAGCUUUUCAAUUUAUCCCAAUUGUCAUCUUUUCCUUUUAUCCUCAACUCGCUCGUUGUACAGCGACCCAAAUGCUGUUUGAUUCCAGUGGACAACACUCAGCGAGUCAAUUCAUCAAAAUUGUUCAAACCUGGGUCAAUGUAGCUUUUUCUAACGAUCAUAGUCGCCAAGCUACUCGCAACCCCCGAGGUCCGUUGCGCGCGAUGCCUUUCGGUAUCGCGCCAAGAGGGAUUUGUUCGCCCACAACCAGAAGAAGUUCCUCGCCAACGAUGGCGACGAUGAAGAUCUGGAGAGAGAUAGUGACGAUGAAAACGAGGGUUGA